AUGUGGCUGUCUGAUUAUGUUCGAGAAUCCGGACAACAGCACUAUGACCACUAUACUCAAAUGAAGUCACGCCAGUCUAUAACUAUAUCUUGCAGACGUGCACCGGCGGAAUUGGUAUCGCUUGGGUUCCUGGGCCUGACGGGGACGACCAGGUGA
Messenger RNA from Melampsora larici-populina 98AG31, 156 nucleotides. RefSeq lists its product as uncharacterized. NCBI's taxonomy places the organism in Eukaryota, Fungi, Basidiomycota, Pucciniomycetes, Pucciniales, Melampsoraceae. The transcript is spliced from 4 exons. Bases 1 to 156 code for a protein of 51 amino acids. The record is from RefSeq and is a predicted model, not a curated record.